This is a messenger RNA of Entelurus aequoreus (snake pipefish), 1805 nucleotides long. RefSeq names its product solute carrier family 30 member 7 (gene slc30a7). Gene Ontology annotation, molecular function: zinc ion transmembrane transporter activity. The coding region runs from base 103 to 1272 and encodes 389 amino acids. The record is from RefSeq and is a predicted model, not a curated record. Gene Ontology annotation, biological process: intracellular zinc ion homeostasis; transmembrane transport; zinc ion transport. Lineage: Eukaryota; Metazoa; Chordata; Actinopteri; Syngnathiformes; Syngnathidae. Gene Ontology annotation, cellular component: Golgi apparatus; membrane. The transcript has 11 exons.
UGUAUUGUGAAAUCCAUGUGACCGGAAACUGUGAGGUUAGCAUACCGUGGCUAGUUCCAGUAGUGUGUGUGAGUGUGUGUGUGUGUGUGUUCAUUUUGGAAAAUGUUACCAUUAUCAAUUAAAGACGACGAGUACAAACCCGCCAAGUUUAAUUUGUUGCUAAAGCUGUCGGGAUGGAUCAGGUCGAUUCUCGCCGACAAAACCUCUCGAAAUCUGUUUUUCUUCUUGUGCUUGAACCUCUCCUUCGCUUUCGUGGAAUUAACCUUCGGCAUCUGGAGCAACAGUUUAGGAUUGAUCUCAGACUCCUUCCACAUGUUCUUUGACUGCACGGCGCUGCUGGCGGGCCUGGCCGCCUCCGUCAUCUCCAGGUGGCGCCCGAAUGACAGCUUCUCUUACGGGUAUGUCCGAGCUGAGGUUCUUGGCGGCUUCGUCAACGGGCUUUUCCUCAUCUUCACCGCUUUCUUCAUCUUCUCCGAAGGAGUUGAGAGGGCUCUGGAGCCUCCAGACGUUCAUCACGAGCGUCUGCUUCCUGUCUCCGUGGCCGGUCUGCUUGUCAACCUGGUGGGAAUUUUCGUCUUCCACCAUGGAGGACACGGACACUCACAUGGCGAGCAAGGUCACGGCCACAGCCACUCGUUGUUUAACGGCACGACGACUCACAAGGGACAGGAUCACCACGGGCACGAUGGACACGCCCACCACGGGCACGAUGGACACGCCCACCACGGGCACGAAGGACACGGGCAUGAAGGACACGCCCACCACGACGGACACAGCCACGAUGGACACAGUCACGCUGGUCACGGCGACGAGCAUCGCCUCGGUUCCAACAAACAGAUCCUUCAAGGCGUGCUGCUGCACAUCAUGGCCGACACUUUGGGCAGCGUGGGCGUGAUCAUCUCCGCCCUUCUCAUGCAGAACUACGGGCUGAUGAUCGCUGACCCCAUCUGUUCCAUGCUCAUCGCCAUCCUCAUUGGCGUCAGUGUGGUGCCUUUGCUGCGAGAUUCCAUCGGGAUCUUAAUGCAGAGGACGCCGCCCCCUCUGGACGACGCCCUCCCCGAGUGCUACCAAAGGGUGCAGCAGCUGCAGGGCGUCUACAACGUGCACGACCCUCAUUUCUGGACGCUGUGCACCGACGUCUACAUCGGAACGCUCAAACUCCUCGUGGCGCCGGACGCCGACACCCGCUGGAUCCAGAGCCAGACGCACAACAUUUUCACGCAGGUCGGAGUCCGUCAGCUGUACGUUCAGAUCGACAUCUCCGCCAUGUAGAGGCUCCUCCCCCUUUGGACUCUGGGACCAAUUGCCUGUUGUCUGCUCUGGUGACCUCUGACCUCGGGGUUACAGCAGGACCCUUUUAGGGGGAGGGGCAAACUGUGAUGAACUCGAACUGCCCUUUAAUUUUGUUACCCGUCCUUGUCUGCCUCCAAGGGGCUGCCCUUUUCCACGCCCCCCCCCCCCUCGCCAACUUCCUCAAGUACCUGUUGACCGGAACAGGGAAUUCUGGGAAAGUGCCUUCAUUAAUAAUCCGAGCUGAACUGAGCGCUGGAUGGCCACGCCCCCUCAGAGUGCAGAUUGAUCCAUGGACUGUGUCCGUGUGCGGGUGCCAAAACCACAGUCACAAGAGGGGGGGAGGGGGUGUAGACCCUCAACAGUAAGUAACAGACUGGUCACCUUUGUCGACGUCACAGGACAGGAAACAGGAAGUCUGUGUGGUCAAACGGAGCGUUUGGCAGCACAACCAUGAAAUUGACCAAACAAAUUCAAAGAAUAUUAAAGAAGACUUGCUUUAUUUUGAAGUUCUU